Messenger RNA from Eufriesea mexicana, 5735 nucleotides. RefSeq names its product ADAM metallopeptidase with thrombospondin type 1 motif A. Gene Ontology annotation, biological process: proteolysis; extracellular matrix organization. Lineage: Eukaryota; Metazoa; Arthropoda; Insecta; Hymenoptera; Apidae. Gene Ontology annotation, cellular component: extracellular matrix. The transcript has 29 exons. Gene Ontology annotation, molecular function: zinc ion binding; metalloendopeptidase activity. The coding region runs from base 28 to 5469 and encodes 1813 amino acids. The record is from RefSeq and is a predicted model, not a curated record.
UGGGAUAGUGAAUAAUAAGCGAAGUAAAUGUGCUCGGCUGGCAGGGGAGCCGCAGACAUGUCGCAGAUCACGAAUCGCGCCUCCACCAUGGCCGCGGUGAUCAGCAUCGUGCUGCUGUUGGUGUUCCUGGUGAUUCUGUGGACCGGAGUGCGCACCAAGCAGGACGCGAUCGAGAGGAAGGUCAACGACAGACUAGACACCGGGGCUGAGACUUUGGAUAGAUUCCUGGCUGACCGAUCCAACCAGUCUUCCACCACUGCCAAGAUCAUGUUCGACGAGGAGAGCUUCAGCAACGAAGUGAUUCCAAAAUCGGAGAAACCAUCGAAGAAGCAGAAUGGUUCUAAGAAAAGAGAAUCGUUUCCUCAGAAACCGGACUUGGAGUACAUCCAGCUGAAGAAGAUCAGUGAAAAUCAGUACGAGGAUCCACCGGACAAAUAUUCGAUGGCCAAGAGGCACCACAGCGGCCACUUCCGGCACGCGAAUGCGGAGGUCUGGGACCCUCAUCCCCAGUACGAGUUCACCGCGUUUGGAAGACGGUUUCGCUUACGUUUAGCCCACGACGCCAGCUUCGUGUCGCGGAACAUCAAGAUUACUCACAUGGGUGAGGACACAACCAGAAGGGAAUAUCCGGGCCAUGAACUUGGUUGUUUCUACAGCGGGACCGUAGACGGUGAUCCGUACUCAGCUGUCACUGUCAGUCUUUGCCACGGAAUGACGGGCCACGUGAGAACGUCGACGGGAAGCUACAUAAUUGAACCAGCCAAGCCCUGGCGGGAGAGUGACAAGGAUUCUCUAGAAUUUUCGCUGGAACACGCCAUCCAGAGGAAACGGCCGCACAACGUGGACCCUGGGCGCAUGAACGACGUCGAUGAUGAGGACAGGGCGCAAAACUGCGGCGUGAUUGACGACAACGCGCCAUCUCCAAUUUUGGACGACUCGACCCGGGGUAAAAUUUACUUCGACGGCCGCCGCCGCAAGCGCAGGUCUUUAACCGAGAAAAAGGCGAUGGAGCAUUCUGAGGAGGACGAAGACUACAACCAGUACCUGGGACAGGCCGAGGGGCAUCGAAAUUUUUUACGAAACGACGCCAGAUACUACUCCGUGGAGCGAAGACGAAAUGAUCUGAGCGAGGAGUACAGCCAGGACUCGGAAAUGGAAUCGGAUCCCUCCGUGACUUGGAGACCACGUAGAGCCUUGUCAAGUGAAUAUUUCAUCGAGAUCAUGGUGGUUGCAGACGCGGAGAUGGUGAGGUACCACGGCAAGGGUUUGCUCAGCUACAUUUUGGUCCUGAUGAGCACGGUCUCCCGAAUCUAUAAAGAUCAGUCGAUAGGCAAUCCCAUAAGCAUCUCGGUGACGAAUAUCGUGCCAAUCGACACGAUAUUCGGACUUAAACGAACCUUAACAGGCGAGGAAGGGAUUUCAGCAGACGAUAUGUUGAAGAAAUUCUGUCAGUGGCAGCAGAUCAACAAUUCCAACGAAUCCUCACCUGGACAUUACGACACUGCACUGCUUUUAACCAGGGAAAAUCUGUGCCACAAAUCCGGCGAAUGGAGGUGCGAUACUUUGGGCCUGGCUGAGUUGGGACGAAUGUGUUCGCCGGGGUUCUCUUGUGCCAUAGUUCAAGACAAUGGUCUAGCUGCUGCCUUCACCAUCGCUCAUGAAAUUGGUCAUGUGCUGAACAUGCCCCACGACGACGACACGAAAUGUGCAGCCUACAGAAAUCGUUCCGGCGUGUACAACAUCAUGUCGAGGAUGCUGGACAACAACACCUUCCCCUGGGAAUGGUCGAAAUGCUCCCGCCACUACGUCACCGAGUUCCUCGAGGCAGGAAACGGGAACUGCUUGCUGGACACGCCGGAUAAGAUAAUGGAGCGUACGGACCCUAGCAGGUUACCAGGCGAGGAUUACUCGGUGAACAAGCAGUGCGAGCUGGUGUUCGGCAACGGAUCCAGGAUCUGUGCUCACAUGGUGAGUGAUGUGUGCAGGAGACUGUGGUGCACCACACCGAACGGGGAUCAUUACGAUCAGUGUCGUACCCAGCACAUGCCGUGGGCUGACGGAACCUCCUGCGGCCGAAACAAAUGGUGUCAUCGAGGCGAAUGCGUCUCGCGCAGAAACCUGGAGCCUGUGGACGGCCAAUGGGGCGAAUGGGGACGUUAUGGCAAAUGUUCGAGGACCUGCGGCGGUGGUAUCAAGAAGAAGUACCGUGAAUGCAAUAGUCCACCCCCACAGAACGGUGGCCAUUACUGUAUCGGUGACCGAGUCAAAUAUCGCAGCUGCGGUACCAGGGACUGCCCACCAGGAAGCAUUGACUUCAGGGAACAACAGUGUUCGCAGUACGACAAUGACAACUUAAAAAUACCAAACCUGGCUGAGGACGUUAAAUGGCACGCCAAGUAUUCGCGAAUAUUGCCCCAGGACCGCUGUAAAUUGUACUGCCAAGUGGAAAGCAAUCAGUAUUACUUGCUGGCGGACAAGGUGAUCGACGGAACACCAUGCGGCCGGGAUACCUUUCACAUAUGCGUGAACGGCCAGUGUAAACCAGCGGGAUGCGAUCACGUUUUAAACUCGACGGCGGAACUCGAUAUCUGCGGCGUCUGCAGGGGCGACAAUUCCACCUGCCAGUGGAUUACGGGUUCCUACAACUCCACGGAGUACGGCUAUACCAGAGUCGCUAAGAUCCCAGCGGGUAGCAACAACAUCGACAUCAGGCAACACGGUUGGAAGGACAUGAAAGGCGACAGCAAUUACCUCGCUUUACGACUUGGAGAGGAUGGGAAAUACAUACUAAACGGGAACUUUGUGGUGAUGACCAAAAGGGUGAUUGUGGAUACUGGCAUCACCAUCGAGUACAGUGGGUCUGAAUCAGUCGUGGAACGUCUGAACACCUCCAGACCAAUCCAAACAGACUUAAUUCUAGAAGUUUUAUCAGUAAGGGAGUUGAAUCCGCCCCAAAUUACUUACGAAUACACGGUGCCAAGAAAGAUUCUAGAAAGCUACACAUGGAAGAUAAGCGACUGGUCGGAUUGCAGUCUCACGUGUCAAGGUAUGAAGUACCGUAAAGCUGAAUGUACAAGCAUGGAGUACAACGAGAUCGUCGCCGAUGACUACUGUCGAGAAACGGAAAAGCCAUGGGAAGAAAGCCAAAUGUGCAACAAUCAUUGUAUCUUAGAAUGGAACAUCACGGUUUCCGAAUGCUCCAACCACUGCGGUCUAGGAACUCGUAUGGUGACCUCUAAGUGUCUGCAAAGGUUGUUGAACUCGAAUCAUCCACCCCGUGCGAUUCCAGCGCAAUCGUGCGCUCAUCUGCAACGACCAAACGAUACAGAACCUUGUAUGGGACCCUGUGAGGAUGCCCACUGGAGUUACGGGAAAUGGAGUGCUUGUAAUGUUACGUGCGGAGGUGGAGUUCAAUAUAGAACAGCUAUCUGCGUAGACUCCAACCGAAGACCAGUUUCUGAGGAGAAUUGUAUGGGACAAAAGAAAGAUUUAGAAAGACCAUGUGGACAAGACGCGUGUCCUAAGUGGACGUUGAAGAACUGGAGUCGUUGCUCGGUAACGUGUGGUAUUGGCAAGCGACACGGACAUUUUGUGUGUCAUAUAGAGAACCGUAUUGUUUCAAACAGUUACUGUGGUGAUACUCCUCCAGAAAUUGUUGAAGUUUGCAACCCUGGACCUUGCGAGCAAUGGCAUGCCGGUGAUUGGGGCCCAUGUUCAGUUACUUGUGGCGAAGGCAUGAAACGAAGGAAAGUUAUCUGCAAGAGCGCUGAUGGAAUGAUUAGCAGUAAAUGUUCUUCCUCUAACAAACCAGAAGAUGUUACAAUCUGUAUACUGAAACCUUGUCCAACAGUCAGUGUAACACCAAUCAAGUAUUCCUCUGACCCACCAUAUGAGAUUCCUUCUCAGCAAGACAACGAAAUUCAUGAUAUAAUUUUCCGUUAUGGAUAUAAAUGGCAUGUUCAGACGAAAGAGUGCUCUAAGCCGUGCAUCAAAGGUUAUAUGAAUACAGGGGUAAAAUGUGUUUCCAUUGAAACUGCAACCAUUGCACCUGAUAGUUAUUGUGACAACGAAAAGAAACCACCUACUGAAAUUCCUUGCAAUCGUUAUCAUUGUCCAAUGUGGAGUACUAGUGAUUGGGGCCAGUGCAACGUAGAAUGUGGAUUGGGGAACCAAUAUCGACAAGUACGUUGUCAGAGUCCGCACGGUGAAAUUUUGCCAGACGAGGACUGCCAUGACAGUGAAAAACCGGAAAUAAUGAAGACCUGCCGAAAGAGGCCUUGUAUCAAUACCUCUACGGAUCAAAGGAAUCCAUCAAAAAUGAACAUUCUCCGCAAAUGGAAAACUUCCAGCUGGACUACCUGUUCGAAAUCGUGCGGUACUGGACUUCAGAGACGAAGGGUGGAAUGCACCAUAAGGAGAGGAAACCACGGGCCGGAAGUGACCGUAAGAGAUGAGCAGUGCUCGAGGCUUGGCCUGAGAAAACCGAAAUCGCAGAGGCCCUGCCGACGCGUUGCCUGCAACUUUAUUUGGCAGGAAGGACCUUGGUCUGAGUGUUCAGCAGAAUGUGGUGAAGGAAUUCAACGACGAUCAGUUACCUGCCACCGAACCAAUCGUUAUGGACUACUCGAUCCAACUCCCACUGAUAAUUGUCCCAUGGAUCAAAAACCAGAAACUCAACAGUUUUGUAAAUUGCAAGAAUGCGAUGAUAAGUAUUAUUGGUUUGCUGGUCCGUGGAAGAAAUGCAGUCAUACUUGUGGCCCUAAGGGUCGUGAGACACGAAGAUUAUUCUGCCUGGACAGAAACGACAAGAAAGUAGCCCGUGUCAAUUGUCAUAAACGGUUCAAACCGCAACGGAAGCGAAAAUGCAACCAAAGAAAAUGUUAUGCAAUGUCCUGUUACGAGGCGAAGAAAUAUUUUAAAACCAUCAAGGACGGCGAGUACACUUUGGUCUUCGGUGGAAGAAACAUGUCAAUUUACUGUCACGGCAUGUCAACAUCCGAGCCGAAGGAGUAUUUGACAUUGCCAGCUGGUCCUCAGGAAAAUUAUGCAGAAGUAUAUGAUAAGACUUUCAAUAGCCCUUACAUUUGUCCGUUUAAUGGCCCAAGGAACAACAAUUGCAGUUGCACCACUUCCGGAAAGACAACGUUCAGAAGGGUACGAGUCGAUCCAGUAGAACUGUAUAUCAUAGAGAAUGAUUACACAUUUUCACGGAUGACAGGCUCAAACCGUGUCGAAUAUGGUACGGCUGGUGAUUGUAAUAGCGUUGCACACUGUCCUCAGGGUCGUUUUAGUAUUAACUUAAGCGGAACUCAAUUAAGAUUAUCGGCGAAUGUUGUUUGGACAGCAACACGUGGAUCGUCGAUAAAAAUCAAUAAUAUUAGCAAUCAACAUGUCACCGGGAAAUGUGGAGGCUAUUGUGGCUCUUGUAAGCCGAAGAACGGAUUAAAAUUAGACGUUCUACCACCCUAGUCCACAAUAUGUAGGGCUCAAUAAUCUCUAAACGCCUGUAGAGUACAGUUUUUAGCAGGUAAAAAUUCCACUAAUGGAUUUUUGAGCGUGUCGCAAAAGACUGGUUCGACGAACAUAAGAUGAAAUCGACGAUAUCCACAACCAAAUCGAUCCCUUUACUUCGAGCUUGCUCUGAAUCAUUCGCUUAAAUCGUUACUAGUCCGCAUGAUUUUUAACGAUAAUCGUUGUAUACUCAGAUCGAAAUGAGUCAACUUCGAAAUGGACUC